Messenger RNA from Thalassophryne amazonica, 3484 nucleotides. It is a transcript of the gene axdnd1, whose product is annotated as axonemal dynein light chain domain containing 1. The coding region runs from base 163 to 3108 and encodes 981 amino acids. The record is from RefSeq and is a predicted model, not a curated record. Lineage: Eukaryota; Metazoa; Chordata; Actinopteri; Batrachoidiformes; Batrachoididae. The transcript is spliced from 25 exons.
UUCCCUGGCAACGCGACCAGGAAGUGGAAGCGCUAGGUGAGAGGGGCUGUGGAGUACGUCUCAUUGCGUCAAUAUAAUGAACUUACCGGCCAGGUGAUUUGGUAAUAGUUGAGCAGUUUAAUUAAGACGGCGUCAGUGCAAAACCUCUUCUGCGAACGGAGUAUGUACGCGCCGAUGAGAGCCAUCUCAGCUCCGGGUUCAUCCAGGCCGCAGCACGCGCUGGACAGCAGAGGUUCAGCAGAGAGCAGAAAGACUUUUGUUCCACUUUAUGACCACAACUGUUUCAUCCCAGAUGAAGUGCUGGCUAGCCUCUCCUCUACGGUUGGCAGCAGUAACACAGUGGGGCAGACUGCACACCUUCGCAAUUGCAAGGGUGCUGGAAUCAGACGACCAGAUGCUGUUUGGCAUCACUCACAUGGACGCAGGAAAUACAAAUACUUCCUGGAGCAGCCUACAUCCAUGACUGGAGCUGGCAGGGACAUUUCCUUCCUGUGUGAUGUGAUGGUGAAUCAGAAGAAAACAACACCCCUGCCACCGCUGAUUGACAGGAGUGGUAAAACCAUCGCACAGGAUUUGAGUGUCUCAAAGAGUCUGAUCCCAGAAGAAUACCACAUUGUGAAAAAUAAAGGGAUUCGAGCUCUGGAGUUUUACGAGGAUGCAUUCACAGUGCAGCUGAAGGAUGAACAGCAGAAUCUACGGAUGUUUCCAUCAAUGAGACCCAGCGGCAGACUGGAGGUGGUCCAGCUCAUGAAUAUAAUGGAUGACAUGCUGGAGAAAGCGGGAGUCAAUGAACAGACUGAGGAGCUGACUGAACUUUCUCAGAUGCAGGGUCUGCUGGAGCUGGUGAGGGCUGAACAGAAUAUCUACAAUGUUGUUUUUCAUGAACUGAUCAGGCAGGUCAGCGUGGACUGUGCUGAAAGAGGGCAGCUACUCGCUAAACUGAGGCAGCGCUACCAGUCCCUGCUGGAGCGAAUUCCACCUCAUCUGAAGGCUCUGCACACUGAGGUACUGGCUCAGCGGGCUCUGGAUCGCCGGCUCACUGAGGAGAUCUUGCAUAUCAAGACGACUAUCCAGCAGCUUGACACGGAGCUAACCAGGAUCAGAGACCAUGAUGCCUUCGUGACCCAGCAAGCAGAGCGUGCUAAGCAGAAGCUGGCUGAAGCACACGAUCAGACUCACACAAACUCAGAUGUGGUCCAAGGUUACCAUGAGUUGUACGAGCUCCAGAGGCAGCGCCUGGAAACUGAGCUCCUUCAGAUGACUGAGCAGCGAGACUGCUGGAGCCAGUUGACCUUCUGCCUUGCCCUCAAGGUGAUCAGUGUAAAGAAGCUGCAGCUGGUCAGCCGGCUGCAUGUCAGUGGGCAGAGCUGGUCCAAAAUAGCAGAGAACUACAGCGUCUUUAUCUCUUCAAAGGACACUGAGGACAUGAAUGUUAUCAUGGAGCUUGCUGACCAAUGGAAGGAACAAAUAACUGCUGUCAUUUCACAACUAAAGAAGACUGAGCAUGCUCAGUGGGAAGUGAUCACCACCAUCCAGCAAGGCGUCACUAAGUGGCUGACCUUCUGUUCCACGCACAAGAGUUCCAAUCCAACAUAUCAGAAAGAUUCAGAGAAAGAGAUUUACGCUGAAGUGAAGCAGUGGUCAAAAAUGUUGAUGCUCCAAUGUGAACGCUACAAAGGCGAGGAGCUGCUGUGCUGCCAGGAGACAUUGGAUGGACUUGGCCGUCUACAGGAGUCAUGGCUGGGUCUCAGCCUCCAGAUGUUCAGUAGACACCCGGCUCGAGACAGUGCACUUCCUGAAUGUCAGCAGGCCAUGAGUGAGCUGGAUGGGGUUAUAUCUGACCUCCACAAACGACUGGAUAUACUCGUCAGUGGAGAAAGUGGGAUCCACAGGCAGAUCAUGUCAAUGGUAAAAUUGAUGGACUCCUGGAUCGCCAAGCUUGGCGCUGUGAUUGGCCAGCCAUACAUUCUGCCUGCUUCUGAGUGGCUGAAGUUGGAGAAAGCUCUGAAUAAUCUGCAGAGACUGGCAGAAGAAAUGUUGCAAAAUGUCUUCAACAUACAGACAGAAGACAACAAUAUCAAAAACAAGCUCCAUCUUUUUUCAGAAAUAGACGAAGUGUUUGUGAGACUACAGGAACUCAUUAAGAAGCAGUCCAGCUUCUUUGACAGUGAGAACAAGAGGCUCCGUGAGGAGGUCAUUUCCAUUCACAUGGCUCAGAUACGCUGGAUGUUGGAACUGUUGGUCUUCAUGGUCCCUGACCACAGCUACAACCAGGGCCAGGAACAGGUUCAUCAUUUCUUCACAAAUGGUUCACUGCAUAAACUAGAGGAAGAUGCUAAGAAACUGGCUGGAAAACUGGACUACUUCUCCAGCUACCUCACCAGCUCUUGCUGGCUGAUUCUGGAGGUGCAGAUUCGGCAGAGACCAAAUCAAGAUGAGGCUGAACACAAGGUGGAUGAGUUCAGUAAGCUGCAGAGGGAGUGCAGCGAUUGGUUGGAGACAUGUGAGAUCCUACUUUCAGCAGUGAAAGCUGCUGCUGUGGAGCAGUGUGAUCAAAUAUUCAGCGACAAUAUUAUGAUCUCUCCAGCAGUGACCACCGACCUGCUGGUGAAUGAGAAGGUUUCAGCAGAGCCUGGAGUGGACAACGAAAUCAAAGAUGAGCCUGAGGCAGAACUCACAGAUGGGGCGUCAAUGGUUUGUGAGAGUCUGAUGCUGAAGCUGAUUGGCUAUGAUGGAAAUAUCACACACAAGAAUCUGGAAGAAACCAAAGUUCUUCUGAACAGGACUCGUGAGCCAGUCACAUAUCCAGCGACAGAUGAAGCAAGGAAAGCAUUGUGUGGUUUGGAAACAGUAAAAUUACUGCAGCAGCAACUCCAUGAUUCAGAGGUGCAGCUCCAGAGAGCUGAACAGCGAGCUCUGAAAAACGAAGAAGCCCUGCAGACAGCCCUGCAGAAGAUUCAAGAGCUGGAGAGACAACUGCAGAGCAGGUCAAGUCUGGAGCCGACAGACAAGAGUGAGGAAACACCACCUCCUUCCCCUCAAGCAGCACCAACUCCAGAAACUGAACCAACAAGCAACAACAAAACAGAUCAAAAAACACAGAUCUGAAGUCUGAUCAGGUCAAGACUUCUGCAUGUAUGCAGCUGUCCAGUCGACUGCUUAUAGAACUGCUGUGUUUUAUGUGUGAGUUAUCAAAGCAACUUCUCAACUGUGCUGCAUUACAGUGAUAUCACAAUAUCAGCAUCAAAAAGACUUUACUCUCUCAAACAGAAACAGGACUAAACAGGUGAAACAUUGAACAGUGAAGAGCAUCUAUCACGAUUGUUAUUUACAUACAGUAACAGUAUGCUGUGGUGUUGUUGAGGCUCAUAUAUUUCUGACUUCAUGUAAAAGUGACUUUUUAUUUUCCUCCUGUGUGACAGUUUAGUAGGGUUUGUGACAUUAAUUGAGAUUUAGAUCAGGAUUCAAGUUGAACAGUUUGGGU